UCCGGUCUGACCUGAACCCAGAUAUCGAUCAUGGAAGCUGAUCAACCAGCACAGGAUUAACAGGAGGAGUUUGUUUUGGAUUACAGAGCCGAUUUGAUUCCAGGAGCAGAGAUGCAGUGUGUGAGGAGUCUCACUCUGCUCCUCCUGCUCGUGGUGAAGGUGCACAGUGACUUUGUGGAGCCUCCUCAGCCCCACACCUCCAUGCGCUCCCUGGCAGAGAGUCAGACCAGGCUUCCCUGCCACUACCAGGCGGUGGGGGGGGAGAAGGUGGUGCAGGUCACCUGGUACAAGGAGCUCGCGGACGGCAGCAAGGACCAGAUCAUCAAGGCCCACUUCUCUGAGGGCCACACAGAGUUCGGGCGUUACUCUGGUCGGGUGAAGUUCGAGAGCAGCAGCCCCACAGAGAACUCUGCUCUGCUCAUCCCCAGCACAGAGGAGUCAGAUGAGGGAAUCUACAUCUGCCACAUCUCCACCUUCACUCACGGAAACUUUGAGAGGCACAUCACUGUCACUGUCUUGAUUGUAUCGUUCUACUCCCUGGACCCUGUCAUCCUGAAGGAGGGGGAUUCGUACCGUUUGGUGGCCACUUGCAAAGCAGUGGGUCGCCCGCGUCCCCAUCUCUCCUGGGACACCGACCUGCCGGGCAAUUCCAAGAAAGACAUUCGCGAGGGCGGCUCAGUGUCCAGCUUCUUCUUUCUGCACCCGCUGCGCAGCAUGAACGGCAAAAAGCUGGACUGCUUGGUGAACCCUGGUCUGAACGGGUCCCGCAGGAUCUCAAACCUCCUGGAGGUUCAGUACCCCCCAGAUGCCACCAUCACCAGUGUCUCAGGAGACUGGUUUGUGGGUUUGGAGAACGCUGAGCUGGUGUGUGACAGCGGAGGAAACCCCAAACCUCAGGACUUCACCUGGACACGGAGGGGAGGAGCUCUGCCAGAUGGGGUGUCCGUGGUUGGAGGAAAACUCGUCUUCGGGCGGACCCUCCGCUUGAAUGACAGCGGGGUCUACGAGUGUGUAGCCAAGAACAUUGCAGGAGUAGGAAAAGCAGAGUAUUCAGUGACAAUAGCAGAGUCAUCUCAGCGUAAGGGUGUCCCCUCCCACACCCUCCUGAUCGUCCUCGGGGCCGCGGCCGUCCUGGUCUUGGUCCUGAUCAUUGUCGUUCUGCUCGUCAACCGCCAUCAUCGCCACAGAAACAGAAAGCUUGAGAGGCAGCUCACUGCGAAAACGAAGGAAAAUGAAAAAAACUCCAGACAAAGGAGCCUGAACGUUAACGUCAUAGUGCAGCCUGAAGAUUUCGCCCUGCUCAGAGUCGACAGCCAAAUGUCCCCGCCUGCAGGAGCAUCCCAUCUACAUGAGCAGCCAGUACAGGCUGGGCGGAGAGUGGAGCUGGACGAGCUGGGACGUCAGAUCGUCUUGCACGAUGGCAGGGAGAGCCUGAGACAAACGAGGAUGGACGGAGAGGAGGAGGAGCACAAGAUGAUGGUGCAGUCGUUCCAGUUGAGCUGCAACAAGCCACUGGAGAUAACCAUCUACAAAGCCAGCCAGUCCCUGCCGUGCAGGAACUCGGGUUUUCCGGUAGAACUGGAUCAGUACGAGCAGGGAUGUCAGGACGUCUCGAAAAGACAUACCAGAAACAUGUCGCUGGAGAUAAUCAUCAACGGAAUCAGCUGGUACUCGAUGGGCGGGAAGUGUAAUUCUCUGGACAUGGGGAAGCUGGGACUAUGCCAGGGAGAGCCUGAGACAAACGGAGAUGGACGGAUUGAUGGAGGAGCACAGGAGGAGGGUGGAGACGUAUUUGAAGAGCAGCAUGUCGCUGAACUGUAAACCGGAAUACGUAAGCAGUUCUCAAAAAAAACGGGCUAGAGUGGUCGUCCUCAAACAAGAAGGUUGGCGGUUCAAUCCUCACUCUUCCCCAUCUGCAUGCCGAAGUGAACUUGGGUAAGUUACUGAAAAAAGAGCUGUUGUAUGUUUACAUUGUUACCUGCAACAAGAGAAAGACCAGAAAAGACUUUUACCCCGAGGACUAGAACAUGGACAUGAAAAAGGAGACGGGGACAAAACAUGCAGGAGAUGCCAGAAAAAACUUUUAUCCCGAGGACCAGAACAUGGACAUAAAAAAAAAAGACGGGGACAAAACUUGCAGGAGAUGCCAGAAAAAACUUUUACCCCGAGGACCAGAACAUGGACAUGAAAAAGAAGACGGGGACAAAACCUGCAGACGAUGAACAUGUUUUAUAUCCAUCCAGUGUUUUCUAUGAAAGUGAAAAGACAAAAAACCUGAUGUGUAAAUGUUGAAAUGUUUUAUAUCCAU
Molecule: messenger RNA, 2308 nt
Organism: Limanda limanda (common dab)
Lineage: Eukaryota; Metazoa; Chordata; Actinopteri; Pleuronectiformes; Pleuronectidae
Product: nectin-4-like
Exons: 13
Coding region: 112-1821 (569 amino acids)
Biological process (GO): heterophilic cell-cell adhesion; homophilic cell-cell adhesion
Cellular component (GO): adherens junction
Source: RefSeq, a predicted model, not a curated record